AUGAUCACAAACGGAAACUACAUAAUAGCAUGGGACACCAUCACCAAGCGGUACUCGAAUGAAUAUUUGCUGAAGAAGCGCCAUCUUCAGGCAUUGAUGGAAUUCCCAAGGAUCGAGAAGGAGUCGGCUGGGCGAAUACAUGGACUGGUGGACGAGUUCGAUCAACGGCUGAAGAUUUUGAAGCAGCUGGGCGAAAAGACGGAGCACUGGGGAUCGAUGAUCAUCCAUUGGAUGUGUUCAAAGCUGGAUGCGCAUACUCUGCAGCUAUGGGAGGAUCACGCUGCAUCGUUACGGGAACCUACGUUCGCGGUAUUGGUGGACUUUCUGGAGAAAAGAACGAGGGUUUUGGAAGCUGUGUUAUCCAACACCAUCAAUCACGGCUCUGCUCAUCCCAAGGCGGCGGCUAAACGAGAGCGCGUGACUGUACACACGUCUACGGAGGGCGGAAAAAGUGAUCCAACCUGCCAAUGUUGUGGUGAAUUGCAUUAUUUGGUACGGUGCGCAAAAUUCCAGGGUUUUGGACUAAAAGAAAAGUUGGACUUUGUCAACGGAAAACGGCUAUGCAGCAACUGCUUCAAAACGGGUCACUGGGUUCGUGACUGCUCGUCAAGGUUUAGCUGCAAGACAUGUGGGAAGAAGCACAACACUUUGAUACAUCCGGGGUUUCAACCUGGUAAUGGAGGAGGCAGCAAUGGCAAAAGCGACGCAGCUAGGACUCACGUUGCAGCAGAAACAGCGGAAGAAGAACAAAUCGAAGCAGCCGAAGGAGUCGCAGUCGGAUCAUAUAGCGUUGGAACGAAAAAGGAAAUUUUGAGUUCCAAGGUGUUCCUUUCAACAGUGGUCGUGGCGAUACGGGAUCAAAAUGGUGGUACACAGCUAACCCGAGCGUUGCUGGAUAAUGGAUCGCAGGUCAAUGUGAUGAGCAAACGACUUUGCCAAAUGCUGAAGCUUAAACGUCGAGCAAUAUGCGUUCCCAUAACAGGAGUUGGACAAUCGGAAUCGACGGCAAGACAUGCAGGGAAUACAACGGUUAAGUCCAGAGUCACCGAGUUCUCUAUUGAAUUGGAUUUCCUGGUUUUGCAGCGAGUGACAUCUGAACUUCCUUUGGUUACGAUUCCUAUCAAGCAUUGGAAUAUUCCUCAUGACCUGCAGAUGGCGGAUCCACAAUUCAACAUAAGCGGCCGCAUUGAUUUGCUACUAGGAGCGGAACAUUUCUUCAGUUUCCUGCGCGAUAGAGAGGUGAAAAGAAUGGUGUUGGGUCCAAAGCUGCCAAUACUCGUGGAUUCGGUAUUCGGGUGGAUUGUAUCCGGACGUGAUGAAAGUCUACAGCAGAAACAGUCAGUUCGAUGUUGCACGGCAGUCACCCCAAUCGAGAGAAUCGAAGAUCUAUUGGAGAAGUUCUGGAGAGUAGAAAGCUGCGACGAUCGACCUGCAUGGUCAAAGGAGGAACAAGACAGCGAGGAGCAUUUCAAGAGUACGCAUUCCAGAGCAGCAGAUGGCCGGUAUAUCGUGCAGCUGCCGAAACAAAAUAGCUGGGACCGGAUGUUGGGAGAAUCACGAGCAACGGCGUUGGACAGGUACAAGAAAUUGGAGAAUCGGUUGGAACGGCACCCGGAUAUGAAGGAACCAUACCACGCUUUCAUGAAGGAGUACGUGGACAUGCGGCACAUGCGAAGGCUAACGACAACGGAACUGCAGGCAGAGGCCAACGGAGUAGGUCAACGGAAGGUGUUUUAUUUGCCGCACCACGCGGUGAUAAAAGAAUCAAGCACAACUACAAAAGUGCGCGUCGUAUUUGACGCAUCGGCACGUACAGACAGCGGAUACUCCCUCAACGAUGUUCUUCUGAAGGGACCUGUAAUUCAGGAUAAUCUGCUAAAUCUCCUAAUACGCUUCCGCAAGCAUGAAGUGGCGCUUGUGGGAGAUGUGGAAAAAAUGUAUCGGCAGGUACUUCAGGACGCUAAUGACACUCUUCGUCUACGGAUAUUUUUUCGCUUCACGAAGGAUGAUCCCAUAGAUGUUUACGAGUUGCUGACCGUAACGUAUGGGCUUACACCGUCAUCUUUUCUGGCAACCCGGGCACUACAACAGCUGGCUGAAGAUGAAGGAGUUGAAGGUACUAAAGCUCGCCUAGCGCUACAAAAGGAUUUUUACGUCGACGACUAUAUUGGAGGAUCCGCAAAUGUCGUCGAAACCAUCGAGCUUAGAAAAAAAUUGACAUCGUUGAUGGCCAAAGGAGGAUUUCCAAUCCGGAAAUGGUGCUCGAAUCAGCCUGAAGUCCUAUCCGGUAUUCCUGAGGACCAGUUGGCCAUACCCACUAACCGCUUAGCCCACUAUCAGCAACGGCAGCAGAUGUUCCAACGAUACUGGCAGCGUUGGAGUCAAGAGUACAUCACUGGACUUCAGGAAGCAAGUAAGAACCGUCUACCAAGCACCAUCCGUGUAGGCAGCAUCGUGAUUCUUCGGGAGGACAACUUACCACCACUUCAAUGGCCCCUAGCGAGGAUAACCGAGGUUCACCCCGGCGCAGACGGAGUUAUACGAGUGGUGACGAUCAAGACGUCUAAAGGAACCUACAGGCGUCCAGCAAACCGCAUCUGCCCGUUACCCACCGAGGAUUCUGCCGAUAUUAAUUGA
Ochlerotatus camptorhynchus is the source of this 2637-nucleotide messenger RNA. RefSeq lists its product as uncharacterized. The record is from RefSeq and is a predicted model, not a curated record. NCBI's taxonomy places the organism in Eukaryota, Metazoa, Arthropoda, Insecta, Diptera, Culicidae. Bases 1 to 2637 code for a protein of 878 amino acids. Gene Ontology annotation, molecular function: nucleic acid binding; zinc ion binding. The transcript has 2 exons.